AUGGCUACCCCCAGUGUCCUUACCUUUGAUGCUGAGGGUCGUGCUGUUGACUUCGAGGUCUGGGUCGAUGACCUAGAGCUCUUCCUACAGUGCGAUAGGGCAGACGGACUCUCUCUGUUUGAUCUCACCUCUGGUGCCUCUCCUGCCCCGCCUGCUGAUGCUGACAGCACUGUUCGCUCACAGUGGGCCACACGCGAUGCUGCUGCCCGUCUUGCUGUGCGUCGCCACUUACCGACCGUUGAGUGUGCGCACUUUAGGCAGUACAAGAGUGCUAAGACCUUUCACGACGCUGGAGUUGCACGCUACUCUUCCCCUGCCACUGCUGCUCUUAGCCGCCUCAUACUGCCGUACCUGUUCCCUGACCUUGCUGCCUUUCCCACAGUCGCUGACCUCAUUACGCACCUUCGCACUAGUGACACUCGCUACCGCGGUGCGCUUCCUGCUGAGUUCUGUGCGAAGAACCCUCUCCCCAUGUACAUCACCCUCUACUACAUAGUCACCCGGCUCUCGGACUCCCUUGUCUGGGACCACUUCCUCUCAGUUUGCCCCACCACACUCACCGUUGACCUCCUCGAGGAGCGCCUCCUGGCAGCAGAGAAGAGCAUAGUCGCUGUAGGAGCCUCUCGUGGUGACCCUCGUACCCCCGUCUUUGAGGGGUGUUCCCCCUCCCCCCUAUUGCCCUCUGUUGCCUCUGCUGCUGCAGCCGACCUCAUUGGCUUCGAGUCGGUCGGGGCUGCGUCUGCCCCUAGCGAGAGACGCCGCACCGGCAAGGGCAAGGGGGGCAAGGGAGCUGGAGGGGCUAGCGGGGGCGGAGGAGGUGGUGGUGGAGGCAGUGGAGGGAGUGGGGGUGGUGGUGGGAGUGGUGGCGGGAAUGGAGGUGUCGGUGGCAGCAGUGGAGGCGGAGGAGGCGGCGGCGGUGGCGGUGGGAGCGGAGGAGGCGGAGGUGGCGGAGGCGGCGGCGGCAGCGGUGGAGCUGGUCGCGGCUCUGCGCAGAGGAGUGGCUCCGGUGGUGGUCCGCGCCAUCUGCAGCAGCGCACUCGUGAGACCCCGUCCCCCCAGCAGCUUCGUGAGUGGGCGGGGGUUGCUAUCUUUGAUCUUGACUAUGAUGCUAUUCUUGCUGCCAUGUAUGCUGUGUCUACUAGUGAUGAGGGUGACUGUUACUUGUGUGUUCCGCCUGACCCGGGCAUAGGGACUGCUGCUCUAGGUGCUGGUGAGGCUGCUGCUCUAGGUGCUGGUGAGGCUACUGCUCUAGGUGCUAGUGUGUGA
Closterium sp. NIES-65 is the source of this 1266-nucleotide messenger RNA. The record is from the annotation of a GenBank genome assembly. Lineage: Eukaryota; Viridiplantae; Streptophyta; Zygnematophyceae; Desmidiales; Closteriaceae.